Molecule: messenger RNA, 3274 nt
Organism: Struthio camelus australis
Lineage: Eukaryota; Metazoa; Chordata; Aves; Struthioniformes; Struthionidae
Source: RefSeq, a predicted model, not a curated record
AUGACUGAAUCAAACUACUCAUGGAGCUGUGGUUGCCCGGUGGCAGAGAUCGCAGAGGUCCUUGCGGUGUGCUGGUACCAGCUGCCUCCCCUCCCCGCCGGCACUGCCAGCCUGGGCUGGUGUAGCCAACCGCAGUCUUGGAAAACAGCUGGAAGACAACUGGUCAUAGUUCAGUUAGAUGGGCUGUAUCUAAAGAAUGUGGAACAUCUGCAAUAUUGUUUUUCACUUAAAAUAUGCAUCUUGUCAAAUGAUUUCAUGAAGAAUAUUGAUUCACUUGUGUGUUGUCCUCAUUUAGUGGAACUGGAUCUCCAUGGAAAUCGGGUACAGCAUCUACCAGGUGCAGUGUUUUGGGAAGGCAUGAAGGAAUUAAAUCUACUCUAUCUUCACAAUAAUGGAACUGGAAAACUGGAUAAUGCGCAUGCAUUAUCUUGCUGUCCUAAUCUGAUAGGCCUCACCUUGUUUGACACUCCACUGAGCCUGAAAAUAGCCUAUAGGCGUAGUGUUUUUAACGGCAUUUUCUCUCUCAAAGCAUGAGAUUACUAUGCAAUUUCUGAUGAGGACAUUGUUGAGGGAUGGAAACUUCCUGAAAAACAUACAGCAUUUUGCCAUUAUCUUUGCCUUGAUUUCUGCCCCGUUGCUAGAAAGGAAGGAAAUGCUGAAGAGGCAUUAAGUCGGGUAAAAGAUGUCAUUUCAAAAAUCAGUCAUGUUUUAGCGCACCGUUCACCAAUCAUAAUUGUUCAAAGAUGGAUAAGGGGAUAUUUAACUAGAGAAAGACUUGGAAAACAAAAAGCAGCAUGUCAUUUACGGAGGACACUGGAGUGCAUAUCGCAGGCUAAAUUACGUGACAGAGCUACCAAGGUCUUAUAUAUGAAUGAUUUUAAAGAAGUUCCUCGUUUAUGUCUUGGAAGAGAAAGACAGCCAAUUACCUCUACUUUGCCCAUAUUGCAAAAAAAAGGGGAAAAGAUUAACAUCAAGCAAGAAAGAUCUCCAUGGAGGAAGGGUCCCCUGAAAAUGGAGAACACUGAUAUGGAGAAACAAACACAAAUGAAAUUUAGUACUUCUACUCCUAAAAAAACUUUUCAUCCAGCUGAUAAGCUGACAUCAUUUCAAGAUAAACCAGCCACUUGGUGCGAUCUACAGUGUCAUUUUCACAGUCGUGCUGCUCCACAGUCUAAUGCCAGAGACCAUCCAACCAGCUUAGAAAAUAGGGUUUUUGCUGGAAUGUACGGACCUAUCAGGUUUGGCCCGUUUUAUGUUAUUGAUAAAUUCUACUCAGAGAACAAGCAACACGAUAGCCAAGCUCAAAAGCUGCAUAAGAUUACACAAAUGCGAACUGCCAAAGAGAAAGGUAGCCAUUAUAUUCAAGAGUUUCUUGAAGAGAAACAGCGCAGUAUUCAGAAAAAAUCUGAAGAAGAUGGCCUGAGAGCUGAAAAAGCUUUACAACAGCAUGAGAAGAAAAGAUCAAGAUUUAUUGAAAAUGUGAGGCAAAGGCAUACUCAGUUCUUAGAAAGCAAGAAGCAAAAAGCAUUUGAGUAUUCAUUAGGUCAAGAUUUCAGUGCUCGACAUAUUGCUUUGACACAGGGUUUGUUAAAACUUGACAGGUGGAGGAGACUUGAUGAUGGCAUAAAGGAAAGGCAAAGAAUUGUUGAGGAAAGUAGAGAACAAACGAAGAAAUAUAAGCAGUUGAUUAAAAAUUUUCAGGAUCAGAGGCAGUUGAGGAUACAAAAAGAGAGCUUGGCAGAAAAAACAACCUUGAGCUCCGUUGUUUCACAGAAGACUAAUGGGAGAUUGCAGGAAGCAAAGGCAAAUGUUGAAAGAGUGAAGGAACAUCGAGCCAAAAUGGAGUGUCUGUACAAGGCACCUGUGCUUCCAGUACAAGACAUAUAAAUCAACUCUGAUGCCUCAAAUGUUAAACAUUCACCCUGUGAAUAUUUAUGGGAUGCAAAAGUUUGAUGUCACUUUUAUAAUUUGAACUGAGCUCUCAUACAGACCUGAUGAAAAGAGAUAAUACUUCUUAAAAACACUCAUUCUUAGAAAUUAUAAAACCGUGAUAUUAGAGCCACUUUUCAUAUUUGCCCUGUUAAAAAAAUUAACUAUCGUUAGCCGCCGCACUGUUGUAGUCUCGGAAUUUGCUCAGAUUUUUCUUUAAUUGCAGGAAAAUAAUAACUGGUAUUUCAGAUUGAGUGGUGUGGCAUUAAAUAUUUACAUUUAUAAAAUAAGUAUUGCAAAUCCACCCUUUUUUGUAGGACUAGAUUAUUACUACUAUAGAGCAACUGGAUGCUGGAUGAAAUCCCUACAUUGUUAAGGUAGUUAAAUGACAAUUAAAACUGUGACUUUAGUUAUUUGUAGCAGAAAAGCAGAAGCUUUGGCUCAGGGACUGUACAUACACCACACCGUGUGCCCUUAGCUAUACAGGAAGGUAUUUGCACUUCCUCUCUGGCAGCUUCCGGCACAGUAAUUUUGUCCCAGCUGCUAACUUUCCAUAACACGUUUUGUACUUUGAUUAGCUUCAUUAUUUGUUUUCAUACAUACAGUUAAUUAUGCUUCAUGUAUUUUGCAUAAGUUCUUUGUAUAUCUGUAUUCCUGCGGAAAUCUCUCUGGUCUAUCUUGGUAGCCAAAUAUACGUACAUUUGGUACAGCUGCUCAGACCCGGACGACCAGCUUUCCCUCGCUGUUUUCUGCGUCUGGCUCUUUUCACCCUCUGCCUUUUAUUUUGCCGUGUAGUAUUUCUUGCAGCGCAGUCUUUCUGUAACUGUCUUAGUGUGCAAAUAUCUGGAAUCCACUCUUUUUAUGUUUUAACUCAAGUACAUAAAGACAUAAGUUUAGUGGCAUGUUACAGUAGAGGAUUUUGCUUUUGGUCUGAUAAUGAGACAUGCUAAAGGAACCAUUUAUAGAGAGAUGUCAGGAAUGCUUUUAAAAGUUCAUAUUCAUUGGUGAUGACAUUUUAAGGGUGAAAAGAUGUGUUUAAAAUGUCAUAUCAGCUAUGUAUUUUAAGUCCAUUUCCGCAGAUAUAUAUGUGAGACAUUUAAGUUAUUUCUGUACAGCUGCUUGCAUGGAUAAAAUUGCAAAUGUUCCCAGGAGUUAACUGUAAUGGCUCUUUUAUAAAAUCUCUUUAGUUUGACAAAGCUUCAUCUUCUUGCAGACUUACUUGAAUGAAAUGCUUGAAGGGAAGGAGGAAUUUGGACGUGGGUCUUGGCUAGAGCAGUAACUUUUCUUCUGAAACAAAUAUUCCAAACUACUAAAAUCCUCCUUUAGGCCUCAGAUCAAAUCAUAG